AAUUAAUAUUUUUCUGCUUUGCCAUUGCCAUAAUCUUAACAAAUGGAAAUAAAACGUUGGAGGAAAGUCAUUCGACAUCAGUCUCGGGAAUGGUGAAGCUGAUCCUGCUGGAGGCCAAACUAAUCGAAAAUCUCAACAGAUAUACAGAUGAACUAAAGAGAAAAUUGGAUAUACUGAAAAGAGUCGUUCCACGAUUGCGGGCCGAAAGCGAUAAGGGCAUGACUCAAAAGGAAGAUUAUAUUUCGAAUCCUUUGAAUGCCUUUUCCCUGAUACGCCGCAUGCAAGAGGAUUGGAUUGAUUGGAAGGUGUUCAUUGAGGAGCCCGUGGGUUGGUCGCACAUCUUCUAUCUAGCCCAGUACAAAUCAGAGCUGCCGAGUCCGACUGAUCUUAGGGAGGCUUGUGAGGCAAUUCAACGCUUGAGCGAUGUGUACAAUUUGUCAAUUGGAGACAUGGUCAAGGGAUUGCUCAACGGAAAGCAGUACGAAUCAAGUCUAAAUGCAAUGGACACUUUUAGGAUUGGCCAAUUCCUGCAUCAGCACAGAAAACCACAUUUGGCCAGGCAAUGGUUUGCCGAGACUGGCAAAUGGCUAAUUUCCAAUCAGACAACUCCAACUCUAUUGGGAGCUGAUCCUGAGAGAUUGAUGUAUUUCUUGGCCAGUGCAUUUGCUAAAAAUAAGUAUUAUUCGAUUGCUGUUCCCAUUUUGGAUCAUGCUCUGAUGAUGGGAAAUCAAGCAAUGAAAACCCAAGUAUUCAAUUUGAGAUCUUACGUCCACAAUAUGAUCAGAAAUGAACCCAAUUUAAAGCCUGUUGCCAAAGAGAAUAUCGCUUCAUAUUCUUUAGGUUGUCGAGGUCAAUUUGUGCCACAAUCAAAUCUGCACUGCGAAUAUAAAAUGAAGACUUCGCCGUUUCUACGACUGGCACCCCUCAAGAUGGAAAUUGUUCUGCUUAAUCCAUUUAUAGUUGUGUUCCAUGAUGCAUUGUCUCCCCAGGAAAUCGAUUAUCUCCAGAAUCUUGCCCGACCAUUGCUGAAGCGGACAACUGUCCAUGUGAAUGGCAAAUAUGUUUCGAGAAGAGUGCGAACCUCGAAAGGAGCCUGGCUGGAAAGGGAUCUCAACAAUCUCACAAGGCGCAUCGAAAGACGAGUUGUGGACAUGACUGAGUUGAGCAUGCAGGGCUCUGAGGCAUACAAUAUUAUGAACUAUGGCUUGGGUGGACACUAUGCGGCUCACUACGAUUUCUUUAAUACCACAAAGCAACAAACAAGUGAAACUGGUGAUCGCAUUGCAACUGUGCUGUUCUAUUUGUCUGAUGUGGAGCAGGGAGGCGCCACAGUAUUUCCAAAUCUGAAACUGGCUGUCAGUCCAGAGCGUGGAAUGGCUCUCUUCUGGUAUAAUCUGCUAGACAAUGGAACUGGCGACACGCGAACCCUUCAUGGAGGCUGUCCAGUUCUUGUGGGCUCCAAGUGGGUGAUGACCCUCUGGAUACAUGAACGUGCUCAACUUUUUACUAGACCUUGUCUAAGCCGAUGCGCUAAUUGAAUAUAGUUGAAAUCAACUAUCAGGUGUGAAUAUACAUAUCGUUUAUUAGGGAUUUCGGCAACGCUCUUUUCCAACUUAGACUCCUGAGUGUCCCACACGUAUGCAGGAUCAUAGACAAACAAAUUUUCGACGUAAUCACUUUACACACUUAACAAAAAACCUAUACCCUUCCCCUCUUGCUACUAGUGGCUUAAAUGCUUUUUAAAACGCCAACAUGAAAAAAAUAAAGUGCUGAGUGGUUGAUAGUCGAAGCUUUCGCACUUUGGGCUUAAUUUUUUUGUUUUUACUUCUUUUUUGUUGGGGACUAGGUAAAAAACACCCAAGCAACCGCAGUCGAACACAAUUUUAGCAUACUCCUAGGCGCCACAGACCAAAGUCCAUAGCCCCCCAACACUCCACACCCUUCCCGUUCAGGCAGGCGUCUGGUGUCUGACACCGCGUACGUGAUGUGCAACUUAAUGUUUCAAUUAGAGGUAAAGUGGCGCCCACGUUGGUAGCGUCUACACCUCCCUACCUCUCUCUCUCUCUCUCUACCCGCUUAGAUUAUCGUCCUUAUCAUCCUGUGUGUGCGAGUGUAUGUGUGUGUGUGUAUCAGUGUCAGCAUCUCUAUAUCAGUCUGUGCACUUAUCUGCUUUUAAAAGUUUUAAUAAUGAACUGACGCUUACCACCGAGAAACGU
Drosophila grimshawi is the source of this 2216-nucleotide messenger RNA. RefSeq names its product prolyl 4-hydroxylase subunit alpha-2-like. Gene Ontology annotation, cellular component: endoplasmic reticulum. Gene Ontology annotation, molecular function: procollagen-proline 4-dioxygenase activity; L-ascorbic acid binding; protein binding. The transcript has 7 exons. Bases 90 to 1538 code for a protein of 482 amino acids. The record is from RefSeq and is a predicted model, not a curated record. Lineage: Eukaryota; Metazoa; Arthropoda; Insecta; Diptera; Drosophilidae. Gene Ontology annotation, biological process: peptidyl-proline hydroxylation to 4-hydroxy-L-proline.